Molecule: messenger RNA, 785 nt
Organism: Gorilla gorilla gorilla (western lowland gorilla)
Lineage: Eukaryota; Metazoa; Chordata; Mammalia; Primates; Hominidae
Source: RefSeq, a predicted model, not a curated record
AGCCGACGGCUCCACCUGAUGGAGAAGCGCGGAGAGUCCCUAGACCUCGGAGUGCGCUGCAAGAGGGGAGAGGAGAGAGACCGCCGCCCCUGCUGGAAGCCUUCGCGUCCGGGGGCGGCGCGCGGGGGAAGGGGUCUCUGGACAGUCGGUGGAGGCAGCAGCCUUACAGAGACAGCCGAAAGCCAGCAACUUGGAAAACCGCCCGAAUUCUGGUUUUCUGCACAUCCAGGCUGGCUCCAGGUCUCUUGUGCCCACCGUGCAAGCCGGUGGGAUGCCAGCAGGUGGCAUCCUCUCCAGCGUUUCUUCCCCAGGCGUGGAGUCCGGAGGCCGAAUCCAUCAGUCCCCGGCCCCCUCCCCAAGCCUCCGGUGCCAAGUGCUGGGUCCUGUCAGCCCCUGGCCCCGCCCCCCACCUCCGCCAGCGGGGCGAGCCGGAGCUGGGUGGCCCAGACCCGCGCGGAGGCGGGAGCCUACAGAGGAUGCCGGCCGGCCCCAGGUUCUGCUGCUGGCUGGCCAAGAAGUGACAGGAGGGCAAGGCUCCCCCGGAAAGCGUCCAAGCCCUGCUCUCCUGCUCUUCCAAGCCUUGCUGCCUGUUGCCCCCAGGGUUUUCUGAGAUCUGGGACGAAGAGAGUGAUGUGCAAGGUUCUGGGUCCCGGUGCAGGAGUGAGGGGUACGGCUGUCGAGUGCUCGGAGCAGGCUGGCGUUUGGGCACACUGCAGACCUCAGCUCACCGCCACUUUCUCCUGACCUUCCUCGUGGCUGUCAGCCCAAUGUCUAACAUGUGUUAU